CGGAAUAAGGUAAACUGUGCACGCUGCACAACUAGUUCCAUUUAAACCGCGUUAUAAGUCAAGUUUUAAUGAAAGUGGUGUUAACAAGUUGACUCUAAGACGAGCGAUGACCCCUACCUAUUACGUCAUACUGACAACAUAUUCAACUAAACGUGUAUAAUAUUAUUUAAAAUGGUAAUCAAUGCCCCAGCCCACUGAUAAUGAGUUGAUAACAUUCAGUAGUGUUUGCGAAGGCGUGGAACUGAGCCGGCCCGCGACAUGAAUCUUUAUUAUUUAUAACUAGAAAAUUUGUUUUGCUUAUAAUUUUGUACGAAUAUAGUCAUAAUGUCGUUCCUUAUGAGAAAGUGUAUUGUGAACUUAAAGAAUGUCAACAGGUGUAGAACUGUGUGUGUUUUCUUGCAAACUGAAAGACAACUAUCAAGAUGCUCAGCCAAUAUAUUAAAGCGCAGUAUAUUGCUAUCCGAAGUCCACCUUCGACACAGGCAGUUACAUACAAGUCAAAUUUUCAACAAAGUUGUCGCUUUCAAACUAUCAGACAUCGGUGAAGGCAUACGAGAAGUCGUUAUAAAAGAAUGGUUCGUGAAAGUCGGUGAUAAAGUACAGCAGUUCGACAAUAUCUGCGAGGUACAGAGUGAUAAGGCUGCUGUGACUAUCACCAGUCGAUACGACGGCGUGGUCACCAAACUCUACCACGAUGUAAACCAGACAGCGCUGGUGGGACAACCACUUGUUGACAUCGAAGUACAGGGAGCUGCUGAUGAAGCUUCUUCUGAGUCAGUCGAGAAACCAGCUGCCGUUAAUCAACAGGAACUAAAAGAAGAAAAGCCCCAAAGAGUAAAAGUACUAACAACGCCUUCCGUAAGAAGGAUAGCUGCGCAGUUUAAAGUAGACUUAAGCACCGUCAAAGCUACCGGCAGAAAUGGAAGGGUACUCAAAGAAGAUAUGCUUGCCCAUUUAAAUAUAGACUCGGACGGUUCCAACAGAGUAUCUGACCCAACCAGUGUGGAUGCUGUGCAAAUACCCAUGACUCCAGCUCAAGCCAAGGUCGAAGUUCUAUUGGAAGACCGAGUGGUUCCUGUUAGUGGUUUCACUAAAGCCAUGGUGAAGUCGAUGACUGAAGCAAUGAAAAUCCCACACUUCGGUUACAGCGAUGAAUACGAUGUUUCCAAAUUAGUUGAAUCCCGUGAAGCGUUGAAGAACAUUGCUUUAUCUCGGGGAGUGAAGUUGACGUAUAUGCCAAUCAUUAUCAAAGCCACUUCUUUGGGCUUGGAAAACAUUCCUGUAUUGAACAGCAGUCUUGACAGCACUUGUGAACAUCUCACUUACAAAGCUAGUCACAACAUUGGCGUAGCAAUGGACACACCUAACGGUUUAGUAGUUCCUGUAAUUAAGAAUGUGCAAAAUAAAACGAUACUCGAUAUAGCUCGUGAACUCAAUACUCUUCAAGAAAAAGGUUCUAAAGGACAACUAGGUCUUAGUGAAUUGUCUGGGGGAACAUUUACUCUAUCGAACAUUGGUAUUGUUGGCGGGACCUACACCAAGCCGGUUAUAUUACCACCACAAGUAGCCAUUGGUGCACUUGGGAAAAUACAGGUUCUACCAAGGUUCGAUGCUGAAGGCAAUAUAAGAAAGGCUCACAUACUGACAGUGAGUUUCUCAGCAGAUCACAGAGUCAUAGAUGGCGUUACCAUGGCACGUUUCUCAAAUCACCUAAAGAACUACCUCGAAAAUCCAUACACGCUAUUAUUGGACUUAUAGUUUUAAAUGUUUUUAUAAUAUAGAAAUGUAAAAAAUCAUAGUCAAUUCCCUACAACCUAUUUCAAUCUUGUUACAUUU
This is a messenger RNA of Spodoptera litura, 1836 nucleotides long. RefSeq names its product Dihydrolipoamide branched chain transacylase E2 (gene Dbct). The record is from RefSeq and is a predicted model, not a curated record. Lineage: Eukaryota; Metazoa; Arthropoda; Insecta; Lepidoptera; Noctuidae. Gene Ontology annotation, molecular function: acetyltransferase activity; lipoic acid binding. Gene Ontology annotation, cellular component: mitochondrion; cytoplasm.